CACAUCAGUGGUCAGUGCAACGACGAUCUGUCAAAUAAAGCAUCUUACUCUUCUGGGUUUUGUUUCUUUGUUUUUAAAAGAUAGGCUCUUGGCUGACUGUAAGUGAACAGGCAAUAAUGAUAAGCUAUAGUAAGUAUAAGCUUUCAGAGGAGGAGGGCAUAUUUCACGUUAAGCAGCGGAUUUGGGUAAAUGAUUGAUGUGCUUCUUCCGCAGAUCAGGAAUCAACAGCACUGCCCGAAAAAUGGGACGACAUGCAAAAUCAGCAGCUCAAAAUAGCGGAAUUGAAACCAGAUGCAAAAGACUACAAGCAAGUGAAGGAAAGGUUUCUGAAGACCGCUCCAUCACUGAAUCUGAAAAUUGAAAAGAUUGAAAGGGCCCAGAACCCAUCUUUGUGGAAAGUCUACGGAAUAAAAAAGUGUCAGAUGGACGACAAAAACAGCGACAACAGCAAUGAGAAGUUUCCGUCCCGUGGGGCAAGCGCAGAGUCGUUAACCUUCAUUAGCAACUGUGGAUUUAACCGCAGCUAUGCUGGAAUGCACGCUGCACCGUAUGAAAAUGGAACUUACUUGGCUGUUCACGCCAGCUAUUCUGCUGGCGACGUCUACUCAAAACCAGAUGCAAACGUGGAGCGGGUUCACCUGCAAACAACCGGAAGAGCGGAGAUACAGACCUUCUGGACACAAGUUCUCAUGUAAUACUCAUUCAGAGUAAGUGUACAAGGACAGUGGCAAAGGACACUGUGGAAAUGAUGACAGAGUAAAUGUAAUGUCACCGAGUGCCUCCGCUACAGCGUUCUCCAGCAAGUUUCAAACCGCUUCUUGGAUGUACAACCACUUAGGACAAUUCAAUGCUGCGAUGGCAAAUUUGAAAUAAAUUUAAUAUCAACAGAUGCUAGAAAUCCAA
Molecule: messenger RNA, 903 nt
Organism: Lagopus leucura (white-tailed ptarmigan)
Lineage: Eukaryota; Metazoa; Chordata; Aves; Galliformes; Phasianidae
Product: protein mono-ADP-ribosyltransferase PARP15-like
Exons: 3
Coding region: 252-695 (147 amino acids)
Biological process (GO): negative regulation of gene expression
Cellular component (GO): cytoplasm; nucleus
Molecular function (GO): NAD+ poly-ADP-ribosyltransferase activity; transcription corepressor activity
Source: RefSeq, a predicted model, not a curated record